CGUCCACUGCAAGACACACACACACAGACACACAAGCAGGAAUGAACGCCGUGCACUCGUCCCUCGCCUAUCCCCUCGUUCGAUGAGGAAGUCAGUGUUGGCCUGCUGCAACUCCUCGCUCCACCGCAGGAUACACACACACACACACACACACAGAGAGAGAGAGAGAGACAGAGAGAGAGACACAGACACACACAGGGGAGAGACAGAGAGAGUAAGGACGGGCAGCAUUGCAUGUAUAGUCAAUUGUCGUGUGGGUCUGUCUCCCUCCUCUCGUUCAUUAGUUGCUCUCUCUCUCUCUCUCUGUGUGUGUGUGUGUGUGUAUGUGUGUGCGUCAAUUGGCGUGCGUGCGUGUAUGUCUGUCUGUCUGUGUGUGCCAGUGCCAGGCGGGUAUCGCCCUUGUUCUGCAGUGCCGACCGACACCUUGCUCAUGACCGCGAUGGUGUUGCGGCACCUUUCCCCCAGCAGGAUGACAACUAGGACCUUCCGUCGGCUCCUCCAAAUUUUCCUUACCAGCACCAAAUCUUCCUUACGGGGGUUGCACACCGUCUCGUCAAUCGACAGGAUCAAGCAGCCCGCCUGGAAACACGGACGUGUAUGGUGGGUGUGGGGAAAUGGGUGUGUGAGUGUGGGGGGGUUGGUGUGAGGAUAGACCUGAGUUUCGCUUUUUCUUGACCAUAGGCCUCAGUUUCAUAUGUGGCUCUCGUAUGUGUCACAGAUGCCGCCACCAGCGGUUCUCGGCUGAGAGCCACACACACACCUUGACACACACACACACAGGGAGACAUGCAUGUUCGUGUCAACUCGCCCGAAUACCUCCCCAUUGUGUGCGUGUAUGUCUGCACACGUACGUUUGGCCUGAGCGUGCCUUUGUCGCAGCAUGUUGAGCAGAUCGGUGGCGUCCAAAGCUACCUGAUACGAAAACACAAGACAGCAUACGAGGUGGCGGUGCUGUGCGGGCUGUGCAGGUUGUGCGGAUCCAGCGGCUUACCGUCAUCAAGGAAGUCUUUGUCUCCAUCACGACGGUAAGAGAAUAUCAUCA
Molecule: messenger RNA, 1042 nt
Organism: Vitrella brassicaformis
Lineage: Eukaryota; Vitrellaceae
Source: the annotation of a GenBank genome assembly